GUGUUUUUGGAACAGAAAAAGUUUAAUCUCACAAGUAAGGAAUUAUUGAAAUACAUAAAAGUUGGUCUUUCUCUGUGCAAUUGAUUUUUUUUUUCUUCUGUAAAUUGCUUUCCAUAGAAGGACAAGUGCAGUUUUCAUCCUAUUUUUAAGUUGCAGUGAAACGUUUUGGUGACAUUCGACUUCCAGGGUUAGCUACAAGCAGUGGUGGCCACCAGACGUCAGCGGAGUCGACAGUGAUGUGUAAGGUCUGUGGGACUUACUUUGAGUCACGCAAGGGGUUAUCCAGCCACGCCCGCCUGCAUCUUCGGCAACUUGGAGUGGCAGCUUCAGAAAACAGUGGCACACCCAUCGAGCUGCUCUACCAGCUGGUCCAAGACAGCGAUGGAACCUUCCCCACAGGCAAGCGGGAUUCCCCAGCUGUUGGGUUGAUGGGGAGUUCAGGCAUAGUGACCCCACAAAAGGUGGCGGGUGAAGAAUCUCCAGCUGAAAUAAAGGAGGAGACAGCUUUGGCUCCGCCCUCGUCUUCCUCUGCUGUUAGACCGGUCGCGUCUCGAAUGAAUGAAGGCAGCAGCUCCUCAUCAGACCUUCACCUGACCCCGACCAAACCACUGUGGGCACCGCUGGAAACCGACGCCCCCAUCACUUUAGCGUCCAACACAAAAGAGGAAGUUCAUGUGUGCGAACUCUGUGGCUGUUGGUAUGAGACACGUAAAGGUCUGUCCAGUCACGCUCGGUCCCACCUGCGGCAGAUUGGGAUCCCUGACAGCGAGAUCCGGGGGAGUCCUGUUGAGUUCCUCUACCAGAUGGUAGCAGAAGAAGACCCCCAGCCUAUCAGCCAAGAGCGACAAAACCCCCCAAGCUCCUCCUCCAAACGUCCCUCAGGUGUGUCCUCUCCACCUGGACCUCCCCCCAGCAAAAAACCCAAAAGUUUAGACUGCACCUGUGUUCUGUGCGGGGAGGUAUUUGAGCAUCGGAAAGGAUUGUCCAGCCAUUCGCGGUCCCACCUACGUCAGCUGGGAGUGAUCGACUUGUUGGAAAAAGGCUCUGCGAUCGAUACUGUCCAGGAACUGGUUAAAAGUGGCGUGCUCGAGGGUGUAUACCCCCCCAAACCUAACAGCGCCAUGAACUUAUCUGCAGUGCCUUCUCUUGCUUUGUCUCUGCCUCCUGGCAAAUCCCAGUCUCCCUUUUCUUUCCCAUCCCGCAGUCCAGGUCCUGCAAAGUCACCUCACUCUCCCCCUGUAGCUCUCAACCGGGCACCAAAGGCCAAGAAAGGCUUUCGGCUGGCAGUGGACCCGCUCCUCAGGACGCCCAAGCCUGAGCCCCUGGACGACGAUGACAUGGUUGUUUUAGCGGACAGUGCAGGAAGCGGUUCGCACCCCGCUCCAAAGUCUCUGAAUGCAGAUGUGGCGUCCAUACCCUCAGUGCUUUGUGACUUCUGUGGAAUGCUGUUUGACACUCGCAAAGCCUUGUCAUGCCACGUGCGCGCUCACCUGCGCCAGCUCGGCAUCACCUGGUCUGUCAGGACGUCUCCUAUCGAUCUCCUCAAUGAGGUCAUGAAGCGUGGCUAUAAAGCCAGUGAGCCGGGGCUCGGUGAGGUGCUGACAUCAGCGAAGACUUCAUCCUCCCCUCUGAGCUCAAAGAGGCCUGUGAGCGUUGUGCCGCCAGGAGACACACCCAGCAGUCCGUGCACGUCGCCCAUCGACUAUUCCAUGAAGGACAAGCCGGCUUCCAGCAAAUCUGCACCGUUGCCACUCGACACGUGCUGUGAGCUCUGUGGGUUUUACUUUGAGAACCGUAAGGCUCUGGCCAGUCACGCGCGCGCUCACCUGCGACAGAUGGGUUUGUUUGAGUGGAAGGUCGAUGGGGCGAGGUCGCCGAUCGAUCUGCUCAGUGAGCUGAUCCGGAAGAAUCCUACCAAGGUGGCCGAAGUGACCCGACGCUACCAGAUGGGGACACUGUAUAUCAAAAAGGGUACCAGAGCCGCCGGCUCCACCUCUAAAUCCAGCGGCACAGACAGAACGCCUGGCGGAACCAUGAAAUCUUUGGGACAACAGCCAGAGCACAGCGGGACCGGCAACAAGGCGACUAUCACCGCGGACUCAACUGAAGCCCCUCUGAACCAACCAGAGAGCUGCGCACAGACGAAGGCGGGCCACAGUGACCACGGCAUGCACUCCCCGAGGGGCCAUCAUCCUCCAAAACGUGCCACAGCUGCAGGGAGAGAACAUCGAACUGGCAGCUCACAGCAAACGCCACGUUCUGGAAACAUCCCGGCUCUCCUGCCAAAGCCCCCGCUUACGCCUCUGGUCACAUUUGUGGGAAAAAUAUACUCGCUCAAGUGCAGGUUCUGUGAGAAAGUGUUCCAGGGGCCUCUGUCGGUCAAGAGGAGUGGAUCACACACCUGCAGAAACACAUCCUGGGACUCGGCUACAAAGGCAAAGAGUCGUCGUCUUCGUCUCCUCCUCCGGCGGCAGCGCUCGUCCACCCCGUAGCCGUCUGAUACACCUCUGGACUUCCAGCUUCAAAUGUCAGGUCAGGUCAAAGUACAGACACAAUCAGUGAAGUGAAACUCUCUUUAUGUCCUGUAGAGGGCAGAAAACACAAUGUGACACAUGGACUUUGUUUGUCUGCUGUUACUCAGUUUUGUCACUCAGAAUUCUGGACUGUGUCCUUGUUUAUUUAAAAAAAAAAAAAAAAACUUUAUACUGUCAGUUGUCAGCGGUUAUUUUUCUGUCAAACCCGAAAAAAAAUGUUUCAGUUGUAAAACUGUAUCAUGUUUUUACAGAUGUAACUAUGAACCAACUACAUGUACUAUUUUUACAUCUUUUAAAAAAAAUAUCUAAAUUAUCAUUUUUAUGUGUAUAUGAAACAUGUUUUAACUCGUCAGUGUUCUAGAAGCAACUUGAUCUCUGAUCGACCAGCAGCCAUGAUCAUUAAAAACCAAAUCUGUUACGUGAAGCAUGAGAUCCGAAUAUUCUUAAACAAAGCUUCAUUGGCUUCACACAGUUGCUUCGAGUUGUGUGUUAAUGAACUGAGUGUUUGCGAUCCCUUUGAUUUGCUGCCAAGCCGUGGCGGCUCUUAACGAGCAAUAAACUGAGAGUCAUAAAGAACCUGAACCGACUGUGACCUGAACCACGUCUCAUUGCUUCAUGAACCAGUAGCCAGCGAGCUGAUGGCGUUCUGUAUGUGACCCCAGUAAAGAGUGCUUUAAAGUUGGAUUAAAGGAGGAUCUUUUGCCCUUACUGUUGGUUUUAAAGGU
This is a messenger RNA of Thalassophryne amazonica, 3259 nucleotides long. Its product is annotated as protein Wiz. The record is from RefSeq and is a predicted model, not a curated record. Bases 237 to 2492 code for a protein of 751 amino acids. Gene Ontology annotation, cellular component: nucleus. Lineage: Eukaryota; Metazoa; Chordata; Actinopteri; Batrachoidiformes; Batrachoididae. Gene Ontology annotation, biological process: regulation of transcription by RNA polymerase II. Gene Ontology annotation, molecular function: DNA-binding transcription factor activity, RNA polymerase II-specific; RNA polymerase II cis-regulatory region sequence-specific DNA binding. The transcript is spliced from 8 exons.